CACCCCCAGUCGAGGCGGGGAGGGGGAUCCCGGGGCACCCCGGGGGUGGGGAGCCCGGCCCUUCUACCGGUGAAAGGCCCCGGGGGCGGGACUUGGCUGGGUUUGCUCAGGAUACCGGAGAUCCUGGUGCGCAGCCCCGGGGCCCGGACGGAGCCGGCUGCGCCACCGAGGAGCACCCGGAGGGGGGAAAGCCGGGGAUCCCACCGCCCCCCCGCCGGGAUCCGACCCGAGCAGCACCCACGACCCCCGGCCCGGGAGGGUCCCCAGGUCCCCGUCCCGUCCCCCCCCCCCCGGGGUGGCCGGUGGCCCCCUCUCACCCUUCAGCCCCGGUGAUGGAGCCGGAGGUGCCGGAGCUCCUGGACGCUCUCCUGGAGCCGCAGGACGGGCUCUUCCCGGGCAGCGUCCUCCCCGAUCCCCCCUUCUCCGGCUCGGCCCCAUCUCCCGGUGGCUCGGAACCGGCCUUCGAGGGCUGGACGCUCCCCGAGGAUGGCGGGAGCAAAACCGAGGAGCUGCUGCGGCUGACGGUGAACCCCAACGACGCCUGCGGCCUGGGCGGCCGCCUCGCCUCCCCAGGUGGCCACAGCUCCCAAGACGCUAGCCCGGAGCCCCCCGGGCCCGACGAGGUGCCCCCCCCGGCCCUAUACGAGGUGGUCUGCGACCUCAGCACCCCCCUGCACGGCAGCGUCGUCUCCAUCCAGCUGGACGACUGGCUGUGCCCCGCGCUGCUCCCCGGUUCCUGCAUCAUCAACGAGCUGCCUGCCGCCUCCCUGCCUGCUCCGCUGCCUGCCACCCUGCAGACGCCCAGCCCCACCACGCUGCGCCUGACGGAGGAGGAGAAGCGGCUGCUGGCGCAGGAGGGGGUGACGCUGCCCGGCACCCUGCCCCUCACCCAGACUGAGGAGCGGAUCCUGAAGAAGGUGAGGAGGAAGAUCCGGAACAAGCAGUCGGCCCAGGACAGCCGGCGGAGGAAGAAGGAGUACCUGGACGGGCUGGAGAGCAGGGCGGCCGCGUGCUCAGCCCAGAACCAGGAGCUGCGUAAGAAAGUCCAGGAGCUGGAAAAUCGCAACGGGUCGCUGCUGCGGCAGCUGCAGGCGCUGAUCAAGCAGACGUCCAACAAGGCCGCCCAGACCAGCACCUGCGUCCUGAUCCUGCUCUUCUCCCUGGGACUCAUCCUGUUCCCCAACUACAGCCCCUUCCGCUGGGGGCUGGGGCGCAGCCGGAACAGCGACAGGCCCACCGGAGUGAUUUCCAGGAACAUCCUGACCCAGGGGGAGCCGCUGGGACCGGCCGGAGAAGCCCCAUUCCCUGCGCCGGGGUGGCUGCGGGUGGAAGAGCCGGGCCCUGCAGCUCCAGAGGACACCGGAGCUGAAGGGGGGCACGGGGAGGGGAGGCCCCCCCAUAGCAGGGAGCCGGGCACCAACUCCUCAGGCUGGACCCCCCCUGGGGCUCCGGUGGGGGCAGCGAAACAGGGACACGGGGACGAGAUGUGACAGGCAGUGGAGAGCGGCCCCUGUUUUGGGGUGCUGGAAGGUGCCCUGGGGUGGGGGCUGCAGCGGGGGGACACCCAGCUCAGCCCGGACAGGGGGUACUGGGUGCCCCCCGCAACACCCCCAUAUCAGCUCCGUGCUCUGGUGAAUAAACGCGCGUCUGGUUUGCACCCUGA
This is a messenger RNA of Grus americana (Whooping crane), 1663 nucleotides long. RefSeq names its product cAMP responsive element binding protein 3 like 4 (gene CREB3L4). Gene Ontology annotation, cellular component: nucleus. Gene Ontology annotation, molecular function: DNA-binding transcription factor activity, RNA polymerase II-specific; RNA polymerase II cis-regulatory region sequence-specific DNA binding. Gene Ontology annotation, biological process: regulation of transcription by RNA polymerase II. The record is from RefSeq and is a predicted model, not a curated record. The transcript is spliced from 9 exons. The coding region runs from base 333 to 1490 and encodes 385 amino acids. NCBI's taxonomy places the organism in Eukaryota, Metazoa, Chordata, Aves, Gruiformes, Gruidae.